Molecule: messenger RNA, 3063 nt
Organism: Electrophorus electricus (electric eel)
Lineage: Eukaryota; Metazoa; Chordata; Actinopteri; Gymnotiformes; Gymnotidae
Gene: pak2a
Product: p21 protein (Cdc42/Rac)-activated kinase 2a
Biological process (GO): protein phosphorylation
Molecular function (GO): protein serine/threonine kinase activity; ATP binding
Source: RefSeq, a predicted model, not a curated record
GGUAGAACGAGCCUUGAUAAAGUGCAGUUCGUGGUGACCGCGGUUUACAUCAUACAUGACUACUCAACUCUUUUGACGACCUAAUAGUUUGAUUUUGACGAAAACAUUUAUGGACAAAACGUCUUUAGGUGAUUACAUUUAUUUUAGGACUAUUUUGAAAAUUGUUGAAAACGCUGAAAAUGCUAAACUAAAUAUGCUUCUCUUCCUAAUACAUAAAGAUUGGGUUGGGCUGGUAGUUCCGCUUUACCUCCGCCAUAGCAGUACUGCAGACGUAUCCCAGGCUCAGGAAGACAGACAGACAGCUAGCUAGCUAGCUAGCUAUGCUAGCUAGUAGGUUAACAUAAUUUAUAAGCACAAGAUAAGAUAACUGGACCAAAACGUUAACCAAAAAGAUUGGAAUUUAAAAUCAAAGUCAUCAUACUUCUUGUUAAACAGCACCGAUAAAGUCAGAAACGCACCGCUACCUUACUGAAGACUUUCGGUGGAGUUCAACGGAGUUUUGCUGCAGGUUGGUCUCUAAAGCCCUCCGUGUGUGUGCGUGCAUUUUCCUGUCAUGUCUGAUAACGGAGAGCUGGAGGACAAACCCCCUGCCCCCCCAGUCAGGAUGAGCAGCACAGGCAGUAAAGAUGGCGUGCCAACCAAUCACAACUCCAAACCCCUCCCCUCUGUACCUGAAGAGAGAAAGUCCUCCCGGAACAAGAUCAUCUCCAUCUUCUCUGCAGAGAAAGGGGGAAGAAAGAAGGACAAGGAUAAAGAACGGCCAGAGAUUUCUCCUCCCUCAGACUUUGAACAUACAAUUCAUGUUGGCUUUGAUGCUGUUACAGGGGAGUUUACUGGUAUGCCAGAGCAAUGGGCUCGGCUGCUGCAGACCUCCAACAUCACCAAGUCUGAGCAGAAGAAGAAUCCUCAGGCAGUGCUGGACGUCCUCAAGUUCUAUGACUCCACAGGCAAUGGCAAGCAGAAAUACCUCAGCUUCACAGAUAAAGAUGCCCCUCCAGUGAAGAAAGGUUCACAACCAUCACCACCCAGUGGUAAGGACUUAGAAGAUUUUGAUGAUGACGAUGCACCCCCCCCUGUAGUUGCACCACGACCUGAACACACCAAAUCUAUACUUACCCGGCCCUCCAUGAUUGACCCCAUUCCGCCACCUGCUGCCAGCGGUGACACAGACUCCAAGGCUGCAGACAGACAGAAGAAGGCCAAGGGCAGGAUGACUGAUGAGGAGAUCAUGGAGAAGCUGAGAACAAUAGUCAGUAUCGGAGACCCCAAGAAGAAAUACACACGAUAUGAAAAAAUUGGACAGGGUGCAUCUGGAACAGUAUUUACUGCCAUUGAUGUUGCUACAGGGCAAGAGGUAGCCAUCAAGCAGAUUAAUUUACAGAAACAGCCAAAGAAGGAGCUGAUCAUCAAUGAGAUCCUGGUGAUGAAGGAGCUUAAGAACCCCAACAUCGUUAACUUCUUAGACAGUUUCUUGGUUGGAGAGGAGCUGUUUGUCGUGAUGGAGUAUUUGGCUGGAGGCUCCCUGACUGAUGUGGUAACAGAGACAUGCAUGGAUGAGGCACAGAUUGCUGCAGUCUGCAGAGAAUGUCUACAGGCUCUGGAGUUCCUCCAUGCUAACCAGGUCAUUCAUCGAGAUAUCAAGAGUGACAAUGUGUUGUUGGGGAUGGAUGGCUCUGUCAAAUUGACGGACUUCGGCUUCUGUGCUCAAAUUACCCCAGAGCAGAGCAAACGGAGCACUAUGGUGGGAACCCCAUAUUGGAUGGCACCAGAGGUGGUCACGCGCAAAGCCUAUGGACCCAAAGUGGACAUCUGGUCUUUGGGUAUCAUGGCCAUUGAGAUGGUGGAGGGAGAACCUCCUUACCUAAAUGAGAAUCCUUUAAGGGCACUGUAUCUUAUUGCUACUAAUGGCACCCCUGAGCUCCAAAAUCCCGAGAAGCUGUCCCCCAUUUUUCGAGACUUUCUGAACCGUUGCCUGGAGAUGGAUGUGGAGAAGAGAGGUAGUGGCAAAGAGCUCCUACAGCAUCCAUUUUUGAAGCUGGCCAAGCCGCUCUCCAGCCUCACACCACUUAUACUUGCUGCCAAGGAAGCCAUGAAAAGCAGUCGCUAGCACCAGCAACUCCUUUCCAGCGAUUGCCAAUCUUGCAUCCCUCUCGCUGCCAGUUACUUCUUAGAGCUGCUGACCUUCAUAAUCAGGAUGUACCACUCCAUGUCUCCUCCUCAUGCCAAGCUCUCUUUCAGUGUUCCUCCAUGUUUCAGUGUUCAUUUUUAUGCCUCCAUAAGUACCAGAGCCACAGUUGUAAAGAUUUGUUUAGAUUUUUCUUGAGCUUUGUUUGGUUUGGAUUUGUUUUUCAAGUGGUUGUCACCAUUGCCUUGAUUUUAUCCCGCUCUACCUUAUCACUUGAUUGGUCAUUAAUAUUUCAUUUAUUUAUUUUUAUUACUUUUAAUGAUUUCCCCUUAUCAGAUCAGCAUUGUGAUACUUGAAAUCUCAUAUCAUAGCUAUAGAAAGUCAUGAUGAACAGUCACAGCACCUACUGCCCAUUUGCCUUAUUUUGCCUCAAAAUAUUUAGAAGUAUUGAAAAUUUUUGCUGUAUGGAAUAAAAUGUAUGUCUUUGAAAAAUAUUUGUUGGUUUUUUUUUCUUUUCCGAAAGAACGUAAAAUAUUUCUGCAAUUAAAUUUUGGGCAGAAAUCAGGUUUUUUUUUUUGUUGUGGUUGUUUUUUUUGUUUGUUUUUUUUUACUUAUGUUAGUGUGUUUUUUAUUUAUGUACAUGUAUACUGUAUUUUAUAUUUUAACUAAUGAUCUGAUAAAAAAGAAAAUUAAUGUAUUUUCAAUUGUCUUAGAGGUUAAUAAUUUACUGUAUAUCUGUGUAUGUGAAACAACUUGUUUUACAAGUGAAAGUACAUUUCAAUUACAAAUUCUUUGUGAUAAGACAUUCCAAAUAAGCAAGCAUUAUACUUUUGGUCUUUCUUUUCUCCACCAGAAAUACAGUAUUGCUCUUUUAAAUAAUGGGGGAAAAAACAUAUUCUUUGUAAAUUAUUAUUAAAGUAGUCUUUAGUCAAUUUUGA